UCUGCGUCAAGAUCCGUUGUCAGUUUAGGUCGGUAUCCCUCGUCCUCGGUUCUCCCGGUUCUCCGCCGCUCCGUCCUGACAUUCCUUCACAUCUCGAUUCGUUAUUCUCAUUAAUAAAUAAUGAAACUCCUACUAAUCUUCGGCCUCGUAUGGCUGAUUUCAUGUUCUGGGAGUACCGCCGACACCCCAAAAGGACCCAAAGUUACAGAUAAGGUAUGGUUUGACAUAGAAAUUGGCGGUGAACCAGCUGGAAGAAUCGAGAUUGGUUUGUUUGGUAAAACUGUUCCAAAGACCGUAGCAAACUUCGCCGAGCUUGCAAAAAAACCUGAAGGAGAAGGUUAUAAGGGAAGCAAAUUCCACAGGGUAAUCCGUGACUUCAUGAUCCAAGGUGGUGACUUCACAAAAGGAGACGGAACCGGCGGACGCAGUAUUUACGGAGAACGUUUUGCUGAUGAAAACUUCAAGCUCAAGCAUUACGGUGCUGGAUGGUUGUCCAUGGCCAAUGCCGGCAAAGACACAAAUGGCUCACAAUUCUUCAUCACCGUCAAGCAAACCCCUUGGCUCGAUGGAAGACAUGUCGUUUUUGGAAAAGUAAUUAAGGGAAUGGAUGUCGUGAGGAAAAUCGAGAACUUGAGUACGGACAGUCGUGACAAACCAUCUAAGGAAGUGAAGAUAGCUGAUUCUGGUGCUGAAACUAUCGAAGAGCCGUUUGCAGUUGCUAAAGAGGAUGCAACUGAUUAAACCUUGAGCUACUAACUGGUGUAAUAAAUGUCCCAAGCUCAACACGUCUACUGAGGCCUGAUGCAUAAAUCAUUUAUGAUUAGAAAUGCCAUUGUAGCGUCGUUGAAAUGACCAAGUUUUAUUACCUGUGUGCUACAAUUGGUCACCGAACAAUGAAAUAGGCUAACAAUUUUCUCAAUCUAUAACUACAUUUUUACGUCAUGUCGAUGAAUAAAUUUGUUAAAAUUUUGUAAAA
Molecule: messenger RNA, 976 nt
Organism: Neodiprion virginianus
Lineage: Eukaryota; Metazoa; Arthropoda; Insecta; Hymenoptera; Diprionidae
Gene: Ppib
Product: peptidyl-prolyl cis-trans isomerase 5
Exons: 4
Coding region: 121-741 (206 amino acids)
Biological process (GO): protein peptidyl-prolyl isomerization; protein folding
Cellular component (GO): intracellular membrane-bounded organelle
Molecular function (GO): peptidyl-prolyl cis-trans isomerase activity
Source: RefSeq, a predicted model, not a curated record